UCAUCUCAAAAUCUGUCUCUCUCUUCCAAAUUUCAAAAUUUGAGCGCAGGCCCCUCUCUCUCUCCCUCUCUAUAUCUCUCUCUCUCUCUCUCUCUCUCUCUCCAUUGGAGCUUAUUCCUGUGCUCUUCUUAAAUUCCUAUCGGAGCCCAACUCUUGCCGGAGACCCAACCCCGAACCCCCUAUUACUCUCUUCGUCUUCUCUCUUCCUCCCUCUUUCUCUCCGUCAUCCCAAUCUUCAUCAACAGUGACAACAACGACUGAAUGGAGCCACUACAAAAUGACGAAUCUAAAAGAAAAAUCUGGUAUAUUUAACAUAUCAUGGUAUAUUUCCAGCAAAAGAGUAAACCAAAAGAAUCUGGUAUACUGUUAAGGUGGCUGAUCUGUAUUAGAAACGUUGGGUUAUGUUGAUUCUCUUUAUGUGUGUAGUUGGUUGGCUCUCAUUCUAAACUGAAUGAUUAAUUAUUUUUUUUUUUAGUUAGAUAGGAUGAUUAUUCUUUUGUACCAAAAUAUUCAUUCACCUUUUCUUGAAGGUAUUGAAAUUUGUUAAAGUGAAAAGGUUACCAGUUAUGAUACUAAUUCAAUAACAUCCUUUUAUUGAAGGUUUGCUAUACAUGUGUCAUUUUGACGUGGAUUGAAUUCUAAAAUUUGCUGUUUGGACUUAAAUUUUAACAAAUAUUUUUAGAUUUCAUUCUUUGCUUAUGCUACACUGUAAUAUAAAAUUCAUUAUUUGGACUUUAAUUUUGAAGUUUGUUAUUUGAAAUUUAUGAAUGUUUUUGCCAAUUUACUGUGUAGAAACAAUUUCAACUUCUUAUUUGUGAAGUAUUAAACUGGAGUGAUAUAUCAUUUUAAAUUGAUUUAUUACAAUUGAAUUAUGUAGCACGUGUAGUACUAAAAACAUUAUUGACCGUACCUUUAGGCACGGGUUAUCCCUAGUAAUAGAAUAUAAAUGGGAUAAUGAACCCCCACAUCAGAGUUCUUCAGUGACUUGAGUUGGCUAUUUUAAUAAAAAGUUUGGAAAUUUGUAAAAAAUACAAUACAAUACAAUACAAUUGUUUGUUCGAAACUGCUACGUAGCUCGAAUUGUCGAGCUCGAAAUUGGCUCGAAUCCAAUUUCAGAAGCAGAGAAGGAGAAGAGAAGGAAGGAGGAGGAGGAGGACUGGAAGGGGCAUAAUCACAGGGGGAGAAGAGAAGGAAGGAGGAGGAGGAGGAGGAGGAGGAGGAAGGAGGAAGAGGAGGGGCUCAGCCAACGGCAGUGGUGCUGCGACGAAUGGGAGGGGCUCGGCGGGGCCGGAGGCGACGGCGGUGGUGCUGCGACGAUCGCUAGUGCUGCGACGAAGCGAAGGGGCCCUCUCUUUUCUCCAUUCCCUCUUCCCCUCCUCUUUCUCUUCUCCUCUCUUCUUACUCUCUUCUCUCCCUCUUUCCUCUCUGUUUCAAACCACCCAAAACGCCCAAAACGACAUUCGAGCCAAUUUCGAGCCAAGGUUUUCGAGCUACGGCUCAUUUUCCUUGUUUGUUGAUGCUACUUAAACAAAAAUUUUGAAUCUCCGUAAAUGCCUGUUUAACAAAAUUAUUAGAAAAUAAAAUUAUGUAACGCAUUCAAACUUAAUAUGAUAGAUCAUACCUCAAAUGAAUAUGGUUCACAUACUUACAGUGGGAUUUGACAAAUUUUUUUUAAAAAAAAAAUUUAGAAUAUGAUUACUAAAAUUGUUAUUUUUUUGAUCUUCCGAAACUUGCUUUCUUUACUUUUCUUUUUUUAUAAAAAUUACAAUACUAUUACAGAAUUAUGGAGCCCUUAUAAGGUGACGGUUGAAUUUUUGAAAGUAGAGUAAAAUCAUCUAACAACAAAUUUGCUUUAAAAAGCUAAUUAUUUUGAUUUAGCCUUUUCCAAACAAACUUUUGACACUCAAAAAUAAACUACUUAUUUAGGAGAUUCGAAGAAAAUACUUUCUAUAGAAAUUUCUAUGCAACUCUUGAAGUCUAAAAGGAAUAAUAGUUGUGAGAUGUUAUCAGCUUUAUUAUACCAAAAUAAACUUCCUUGUGCGUGAAUCUUCUUGUAAUAGAUUCAAAUAACCUGGUUGAAAAUUACCAAAGAAACACCCUUUUGAGACUUUGACCAACAAUGCAAUUGGCACAAGAUGGGCAUUUUCGUAACUUCAACAUUAAGUUUUUUUUUUGUUUGCUAGGAACAUUAAGUGAUUUAAAUGUUAAAAACGGAUGAAGUAUUUAAAUUGUAUUGGGAUAUACAUUGAGAAUACUUGAGCAGUUAGAAUUCUACCCAAGAUAGAUUUCCAUUGUAAAUCUUAUUAUUGGAUCCUUAAUAUAUAGCUUGCAAAUCCAAAUCCAACCCAAAAUGAAAUUUUGUUUUUCAAAAAUUCACAUAAACCCAAAACUAACAACCUAUAUAUAUAACACACUAACCCAACAACAAGAACAGAAUUUUGUUUUCAAAAGCAAUAUUUUGUUUUCAAAGAAGAAGAAGAAGAAGAGAUGGCGGAUGGGAAUAAUGAAGAGGCGAAGAAGAAGAUAGAAGAAUGGUUACCGAUAACGUCGUCGAGGAAUGCAAAGUGGUGGUACUCUGCUUUUCACAAUGUCACUGCCAUGGUUGGUGCUGGUGUUCUUAGCCUCCCUUAUGCCAUGUCUGAGUUUGGAUGGGGUCCUGGAGUCACAGUACUAGUCCUGUCAUGGGUCAUCACUCUCUACACACUCUGGCAAAUGGUUCAAAUGCACGAAAUGGUUCCUGGAAAGCGGUUUGACCGGUACCAUGAGCUCGGCCAACACGCCUUCGGUGAAAAGCUCGGGCUCUACAUUGUUGUCCCUCAGCAACUUAUUGUCGAAAUCAGCACUUGCAUCGUUUACAUGGUCACCGGAGGAAAAUCACUCAAGAAAGUCCACGAAUCACUUUGUAUUGAUUGCAAAUCGAUCAAGACUACCUAUUGGAUCAUGGUUUUUGCAUCGGUUCACUUCUUUCUCUCUCAUCUGCCGAAUUUCAACUCCAUCUCCAGCAUCUCCCUGAUCGCUGCCAUCAUGUCCUUGACUUACUCCACCAUUGCUUGGGUGGCAUCCCUCAAGAAGGGAAUCCACCACCAAGUGGACUACAGUCCGAGAGGGAAAACCACCACGGGCAACGUCUUCAACUUCUUCAGCGCUCUCGGAGACGUAGCAUUUGCUUACGCCGGACACAACGUAGUGUUGGAAAUUCAGGCAACGAUCCCUUCGACUCCUGAGAAACCUUCCAAAGGACCCAUGUGGAAAGGAGUGUUGGUUGCUUAUGCUGUCGUUGCCCUUUGCUAUUUCCCAGUAGCUCUUGUUGGGUUCUACGUGUUUGGUAACAGUAUUGAUGAUAACAUUCUCAUUUCAUUAGAUAAACCCAACUGGCUUAUUGCUGCUGCAAACCUGUUUGUUGUCAUCCAUGUCAUUGGAGGCUACCAGAUAUAUGCAAUGCCGGUAUUUGACAUGAUGGAAACUUAUCUGGUGAAGAAGAGGAAGUUCUCGCCUUCUUCUAUGCUUCGCUUCACUGUUCGCACAUUAUACGUUGGGGUGACAAUGUUCAUCGGACUCUCUAUCCCUUUCUUUGGUGGCCUAGUUGGAUUUUUUGGUGGAUUUGCUUUGGCCCCAACCUCAUAUUAUCUCCCCUGCAUCAUUUGGCUUAAACUCUACAAGCCUAGAAAGUUCAGCUUCUCGUGGUGGUCAAAUUGGAUCUGCAUAAUCAUUGGUAUUCUUUUGACGGUCUUAUCACCCAUUGGGGCGCUAAGGAACAUCAUCCUCCAAGCCAAGAGCUACCAUUUCUACUCGUAAAUCCAAUAUCUUGACAGCAAUCGGCGUGGUUUCAAGUUCAAAAUCAGAAGGUGAAGAUGAAGAUGAUGACGACGACGACGACGAAAGAUGUUGAUUGUGGCCUUGGAUGAACUGGUUUGACAGGGGUUUAUAUUAUUGUUGUUUUUUAAGGAGUUGAUGUAUAUAGUUUAUCCGCAAAAACGGCAUCUGACAAUGGAGACAAAGGACAAAAUGGUUUUAUUUUAAGAAUUUUAUUAUUUUAUGGGAAAAUUUGUGAGCACAAAUUCUGGAUACA
Messenger RNA from Camellia sinensis, 4069 nucleotides. The record is from RefSeq and is a predicted model, not a curated record. NCBI's taxonomy places the organism in Eukaryota, Viridiplantae, Streptophyta, Magnoliopsida, Ericales, Theaceae.